This is a messenger RNA of Salmo salar (Atlantic salmon), 967 nucleotides long. RefSeq names its product Coiled-coil domain-containing protein 50 (gene ccd50). Lineage: Eukaryota; Metazoa; Chordata; Actinopteri; Salmoniformes; Salmonidae. Gene Ontology annotation, molecular function: ubiquitin protein ligase binding. The record is from RefSeq and is marked provisional. Gene Ontology annotation, cellular component: cytoplasm.
UGUGACAGAGCGCCCAGAUAGAAAUAUACUGCGUAGAACAGACAUGAUUCUAGUAUUGAUUAGCUUCUAUACAUGACAUUUCUUUCUGUAACGUUUUUACCGUUGCACUCCAAUUCUAUUCCUCAAGGGCUUCUGUCGGCGUGCACUUUCAUCCCUGUCUAGUCUACUCACCUGAACUGAUCAAGUACUGGCAUGGAUUUGCCAUCAAUUUGUCCACACUUACCUACUCUGACCAUAAAUCAGACAUUGAUUAAAAUAGCGGUGAUUUAAACCAGUAGACACUGCAGCCCUAGAAGAAUCAGAGUUGGUGAUUCUGUGUUUAUCUCAUCCUCUCUAGUCUGGUGUUUCCUGGUCCUGGGGUCCCAAAAGGAUGCACGUCUGUUUUUUAUAUAUAUAUAUAUACCUGAUUCAAGUUAAAGGCUUGACGAUUAGUUGAAUCAGAUGUGUAGUACUAGGGUAAAAAGCAAAAAGUACACUCUUUUGGGUCCCCAGGGACAGCAUUGGGAAACACUGUUCCAGACUGCAAACAGCUGUAUUGACUCUGUUGUAUGUGGCGCCCCCUGCAGGUCGUAUAGUGCAAGGAGGACCAGGGGGUCGUGGAGCAGUGGUAAUGGCAGGGAAUUACGGGCUGGGCGAGGCCACCCAGGGCAUCACUAAGCUGGACCUGCGGGAGCAGGAGCUGCUGGACAUGGAGGUGGCCCGGAAACUACAGGAAGAAGAGGUGAAGGCAAGCAAGAUGGACAAGCGUGCGGCCCAAGUGGCUCAGGAUGAGGUGAGUGGACGGCCGGCUGCUUCUCUGUCUGGAACAGUCGUCACUGACCGACUCGCUUUCUCACGCUCUCUUUCAUUUUCUCUCACUCUCUUGCCCUGUCUGUCAAGUCUCAACUUUUGACACAUCAACGAAGCAAGGUACUGAGUGUAAAAGUUGUUUACCUUUGUUAAAUAAAUGAUGUCCCUUGGUCCAUUC